This is a messenger RNA of Trypanosoma grayi, 942 nucleotides long. RefSeq lists its product as hypothetical. The coding region runs from base 1 to 942 and encodes 313 amino acids. Gene Ontology annotation, cellular component: EMC complex. Gene Ontology annotation, biological process: protein folding in endoplasmic reticulum. NCBI's taxonomy places the organism in Eukaryota, Euglenozoa, Kinetoplastea, Trypanosomatida, Trypanosomatidae. The transcript has a single exon. Gene Ontology annotation, molecular function: protein binding. The record is from RefSeq and is a predicted model, not a curated record.
AUGGCGGAGGCGCAGAUUUCCCUGCAGUCUGUGACGCCCCUCGACAUCAAGCAACUCUCACGGCAGCAGAAGCGCCAACUUCUGCAGCGGCACCGCGAGAGCCAAACCCGCAAUGCCAACGUUGUUCUUCUGCUAGGGACGGAUCUUCUUGCCGGCGGCACCAGUGACGUCAGCGCGACGGAGCUGGCCGGCAUAUAUGAGCAGGUCCUCAUCGCCGCGCUCGACUGCGGCCGCGUUGACACGGCGCGCCGCUACCUAGCGCUGCUGCAGAAGCGCUUCGGCAGGCAGUCCGUGCGGGUCCGGCACCUGGAGGGUCUGUGUCUCGAGGCGGCCGGUGCCGCGGCGGAGGCGGAGCGGCUGUACCGCGCCAUUCUGAAGGACGCGCCGACGGACGACUUCGCGGUGAUGCGGAUGUGCGCGAUGUUAAAGAGCGAGGGGAAGUACCGCAAGGCCAUCGAGUUUCUAGAGAAGCAACAGGUCUACACGGAUGAGAACGGAGAGAAGCACACCUACCUGGAGAUCCACCGCGGCAACAGUCUCUCCGCGUACCGCGAGCUGUCGAAUCUCUACUACCUCUGCGAGGACACGCAAAUGGCGCUCUACUAUGCCGACGAGGCGAUGCUGUUCAGCAGUAGCUCCUACCUCUCCCACACGCGCCUCGCUGAGCUGUACUACAUGGCCGGCGACUACAAGAGCUGCCUUGUUGAAUACGCGCAGUCGCUGCGGCUCAACGAUCACCCAAACAAUUGCCGUGCGGCGUACGGGCUGUGGGUGACUGCCAACGAGGUGGUGCGGCAGGCAAAGGCGCCGCCGAAGCGCACAGAUGCCGAGCAGGCCGAGGCGGUUGAGCUGCGCGCGUGGGCGGAGAAGAAGCUGCUAGAGAUGUACAAGGGCAGCCCGAUGCUGUCGUCCGUCGAGGCGAUGCUGCGGCGCGGCGCCUGA